UAUAUAAAGCACAUCAGGCUUAUCGGUGCGUGCACUCCUGACUUCCAUUUGGAGAUAUUUCAUUAACUGCACAGUGUCUUAACUCAAGCUACACCACUUACCCUCUUCCGUCAGUCGCCAGAGGAUUGGCAAACUGGUGCAGCAACUUUCCUGCGUUCACUGCAUCCACUGCCCCAGAACAUGUCGUUGACCAACACAAAGACGGGCUUUUCAGUGAAGGACAUUUUGGACCUCCCUGACACUAACGAUGAGGAAGGAUCUAUCACUGGGACCGAGGAGGAUACGGAGGGUUCGGAGGCAGCCAAAACGCCCGGAGUGCUGGUGCAAAGUCCGCUAGAGAACGUCCAAAACCUGCCUUUAAAGACCCCUUUUUAUGAUAACGCUGACAAUCCUUACACCAGGUGGCUUGCAACUACCGACAGCAUCCAGUACUCAUUGCACGGACUCUCCGCAAACUCCCAAGACUCUUCAGCAAAAUCCCCGGAGCCCUCCGCGGACGAGUCUCCGGACAACGACAAGGAAACUUCGAGCAGCGGCAGCGACUCUGGUAAGAAGCGAAAAAGGAGGGUGCUGUUUUCCAAGGCGCAGACGUACGAACUUGAGCGCCGGUUCAGGCAGCAGCGGUACCUUUCGGCGCCCGAGAGGGAGCACCUCGCCAGCCUGAUCCGCCUGACGCCCACCCAAGUGAAAAUCUGGUUCCAGAACCACCGGUACAAAAUGAAGAGGGCUCGCGCGGAGAAAGGUAUGGAGGUGACCCACCUGCCCUCCCCCCGGCGGGUGGCCGUGCCUGUGUUAGUCAGGGACGGCAAGCCGUGCCACACGCUAAAAGCUCAGGACCUGGCGGCCACCUUUCAGGCUGGCAUCCCCUUCUCGGCGUACAGCGCCCAGUCUCUCCAGCACAUGCAGUACAAUGCACAUUACAGCGCCGCCACCACGCCGCAGUUCCCCACGGCGCAUCACUUGGUGCAGACGCAACAGUGGACUUGGUGAGCCGUUAGGGACUCUGCCAGGGCUGCAUUUUAAAGACCUUGUUAGGGAGUUUUCCAAAACGAAAAAGGAAAAAAAAAAUACAAAAAACAAAGAGAGAAAAGAAAGAAAAAAAAAGAAAAGAAAAAGACUUUUGGUUCCGCAGCUUGACCCAUCGUCACCGUUUUAUUUUCGGGGCUGAUGUGUGCGCCGUGUUUACAUGUUUUCGUCCAGAAAACCGGGUCCAGCCUCUCUCCCCCCUCAGAUCUAAGAAUGUUAAAGCUCUUGUGAAAUUUUGUAAAAUAUGUUUGUGUGUUGUAGAAAUGUUUUCCUUUUUUGUCCCUCGUGUUAUAAGCACGUACAAGACCACUUUAUAAUUAUAGAAAAUUUUAUUUCUUGCUCUUUUUUUCUCCAAUGGACCGAAUAUAUUUAUGGCCAUGAAUAAAACAUUGGCAACUUUUAGCUUA
Messenger RNA from Colossoma macropomum (tambaqui), 1433 nucleotides. RefSeq names its product NK2 homeobox 2a (gene nkx2.2a). Gene Ontology annotation, molecular function: DNA-binding transcription factor activity, RNA polymerase II-specific; RNA polymerase II cis-regulatory region sequence-specific DNA binding. Gene Ontology annotation, biological process: regulation of transcription by RNA polymerase II; cell differentiation. Bases 181 to 990 code for a protein of 269 amino acids. The transcript is spliced from 3 exons. The record is from RefSeq and is a predicted model, not a curated record. Gene Ontology annotation, cellular component: nucleus. NCBI's taxonomy places the organism in Eukaryota, Metazoa, Chordata, Actinopteri, Characiformes, Serrasalmidae.